AAUGUCCUUUAGAAACACGUAUGUCGAUCUGCGAUUGUUAGGGGCUCGGACAACAAAACGAGCUCGCGCUCCAACGGUGUUUUUCCAUUUGAGUUCUGUGGGUGUUACGAAGGGUUAGAACAAGAGUGUAAACACAAUCCAGAUAAAGAGUUUAUACAGCUCGAACGUGACGUUAUAUAAAGAGCUCACGUGACCCUGCGCGAGAGGAACGUUUGACGGAACAGCUGACAGAGGGAUUGACUGAGGCCAGGUCACCACAGAAACGCUUUUCGGAUCAAAAUAACUACGCUGUUUCCACUACGACAGUACCCAUGGCUUCAGCAAAAUGCUCGAGAUAUUCCUUGUACUGGGAGGAGACUGAGUGCCUGAGCUACUAUGAGAUGCUGUCCCUCCAUGAGAUCUUUGAAAUCGUGGGCUCCCAACUCACAGAGACUGAUGUUGAGGUUUUGUCCUUUCUUCUCGAUGAAGCUUAUCCUGGAAAACAUCCACUUGAUCCAGAGGGAUGGACUGAUGAGUUGCCUCCAGGUCCUGAUGGGUCUUCGCGAGGUAAUUCUCCAUGUCCUCGCCUUCUGAAAACAUGGCGAAGCAUACAGCGGCAGAAUGAGCCGUGCCUCAGACCCAAGAGUGGUGUUGAACUGCUGUUGGAAUUGGAGAGGCGAGGAUACUUGAGCGAAGCAAACCUCAAACCUUUAUUACAGUUGUUGCGAAUUCUGACACGACAUGAUGUCCUGCCUUUUGUUUCACAAAAGAAGAGAAGAACAGUGUCUCCAGAGCGAGAGAAGGUAGAAUACCAAGUGGUGGAUACCAGCAGGGACACACAAUUAAGCUCAAUCACAGAUAUACCAUCCUUGGGAAACAGACUAGAUCACCAGUGGAGAGCAGGGACUGGCUCUUCCAUGACAACAACCACCCCUGUCCGACGGAAGCGAGGUAGAGGUCACCACUGGGGCAGAAAGUCUAGGGGCAAGCCUGAAAUUCAGCCUCAGCCAACACCCAACAAAGUGACCUGCGAUGUCCGGCUACGUGUACGUGCAGAGUAUUCGGAGCAUGAGUCGGCCCUUCGUGGAGGAGUUUCUUCAGACAAGCAGCAGCCGUUGGAGAGGCAGUUUGAACUGUUCAGCCGAGCGAGUGCACUGCUCCGUACCCGGGAUCUGGGCUGUAUUGUUUGUGAUAUCAAGUUCUCGGAACUUGCCAACCUGGAUGCCUUCUGGGCAGACUAUCUGAGCGGGGCGCUGCUCGAGGCACUGAAAGGAGUCUUCAUCACAGACUCUUUGAAAAGGGCAGCGGGGCAGGAGGGGGUCCGGCUGCUUGUCAGUGUGGAUCAAGAUGACUACGAGGAGGGCAGGAAGCUGUUGCUCAGAAGCCAGACACCUAAUGGGACAAACUGGGGAGCACAAAGUUUGCCCUGAGAAAUGUCAGUUUCACGUGGGACCUUCAACUAUGAUGGAUGAAGAAAAUUGUGUUUUGCCUUUUUAUUUCAUUGCCCAUUGAGUGUUGGUGACCCUGGGAAGGAGAGCCUGUUGGAAGAGUCUAGAUUAAACCGGACAGCUGUUUUUUGGACACUGACUGUUUCUGAAGGAGAAAGGAUUGAGUGUUCAGAGGUUAGGUUCAAAUAUAGGGCUGUCUUUCUCUCUCCCUCUGCUGCAGGUCAGUUUAAACAUGGACAAAUGCACACCCAUAGAACACAAAAGAUGGAGAUUCUGCAUCUGUACCACUCUGGUCUGGUCUGACACAGGUGGUAUGUGGAUAGAAGUUUUUUCCAAAUGUGAUGUAUGAAUUUAAAAUAACCUCUUUGAUAAAAGAUAGGAAUGAUGGGAAUACACAACAAAUAUGUAACCCGAAAAAAUAUACGAAUCGGAGAAUGAUUAAUAAACAUUCAAAUGUAUAGUUAACAAAAAGAUUGUCAGGAUUUUUAUUUUUAUUAAAUCUCCUGUUUGAAAAAGUUUUGAAAGAUUGAAUGGUAACUUAAUUGUUUAAGAGUUUGGGCUGCUAACAAUGCUUCAGAUGACCAAAUGUACACUUCCACCAUAGGACCAUUUAAUUUGUUGUGUAAUUUAACUGCUCCAGAGUGCUUUGUUGUACUGCUUAUAACAGUCGACUUGGAUAACUUUGGAAAUCCUUCAUACAGUACCUGAUUGGAACAAAUCUAUCAAAGUUGCCAAAUUUAAAGCUGUAUUGAGGAUGGGGAAAUACCACAAGAUGAAACUGAGAUUAACUCUGCUUUUUUUACAACAAGGAUUUUCUACUGCUGUGAGAUCACAUGUGUCCCAACAUCUGUUAUUUGUCUCAGAAACAAGGUCAUGGAUUAUCAAGGUAAACUGAUGAUAGAAAAAUGAUUAUUAAUUAUAAUUAGAAGACCCAUGAUUUGACACCAGCCUUGACACAACUGGAUUAUCCUCUAGUCAUGUUUCUGGACUAAAGUGUUCUUAUGAAGAAAGAAUUUGUUGACCCUUUUGUUACAUUUGUACUCUUAUGACAAAAAUGCAAAGAAGAUAAAAGUUCAGUAGUAUUUAGUGGUAAUUGAGUUUGGAACAGUCCAGUCAUGUCACUCAUGUAAGUGAUUUGGGAGUGGAACGUUGAACGCUUUUGUGUUUUCAUGUUUUUGUUUAAAAUGAUAUCACUUAAUAUUGUUUUGGAGUAUGUACAUUUAUGUAACUGUAUAAUUCUUAAUAAAGUCCUGUCAGAAAAUAA
Molecule: messenger RNA, 2691 nt
Organism: Carassius carassius (crucian carp)
Lineage: Eukaryota; Metazoa; Chordata; Actinopteri; Cypriniformes; Cyprinidae
Product: DNA-binding death effector domain-containing protein 2-like
Exons: 7
Coding region: 312-1409 (365 amino acids)
Biological process (GO): apoptotic process; regulation of apoptotic process; extrinsic apoptotic signaling pathway via death domain receptors
Cellular component (GO): nucleolus
Molecular function (GO): DNA binding; protein binding
Source: RefSeq, a predicted model, not a curated record